AUCGUAUCCUCUAAUCUAAAGUGUAAAACCCCAGUUGAAACGACGGUGAACAUAAAAAGCAACGCAAACUCCGAUCUAAAACAUAGCUGGAGCUCCUUUCUUUCUCUCAGUGAAAAACAGAGACGAAAUGGAGAAGAAGAAGAGAGGAUUUUGGAGAUGGUUAAUAGCAUCCGUAAUGUUAAGGCUGAUUCUAAUUUACCUCCCUAAAACCUUCAACUUAGCCUCUCGCCCCGAAGUCUCCACUCCUCUCGUCAGCCUCCGCCGCCUGGCUGAAGGUUACUGGUUGAAGCAAUCAUCAAUCUCUCCUUAUGCUGGAUCGAUGUACCAUGGAUCUCCAUUGUUACUCUCACUUCUUGGUCCACUCACUGUUAAAAGAAUUGAAGGGCAACCUAAUCAUCUUCUUUGCAGUUUGGUUUUUGUCAUUGCAGAUAUUAUUAGUGCUUUGUUUAUUCGGGCUACCGGCCACACUCUACAGAUGGCAUAUAGACAGAGCUUAAAUUCACUUGACAUUGUUGAUCUAUUAAAAAGUUCAGAUUUACUUUCUUCUGGAGAUAUUGCUGCACUUGUAUACUUAUGGAAUCCUUUCACGAUAGCUGCAUGUGUGGGUUUAUCAACUUCCCCAGUUGAAAAUCUGGUUGUCAUACUGGCACUUCAUGGUGCUUGUAAAGGACUAGUUCCUCUGGCAGCAUUUGGAUGGGUUAUGUCGACACACUUGUCUCUUUAUCCUGCAAUCCUAAUAAUUCCAGUGAUUCUUUUGUUGGGAUAUGGUCCUGAUUCUCCACCCAGAAAGCUGUUCCUGCAGAAGGGAUAUGGUAAAAAUGGAGAUAACCACUCAAGUGAUAACUGUGGUCAACAAGAGACCAACCAAUCAAAGGCAGAAGUUACAUUUUCAUGGCGACCAGUCGUACAUUUCUUAUUUUGGAGUUCUCUGUGGUCCGCCUAUGUUCUGGUUCUAUGCAGUAUAUCUGUUAAACCACAUGGUAGUCUGUGGGAGAUGUUUCAAAGAACAUAUGGAUUCAUUCUCACAAUGGAAGAUAUGUCACCAAAUAUUGGUGUUCUGUGGUACUUCUUUGCUGAAGUGUUUGACUUCUUCAGAAGUUUCUUUAUGAUAGUUUUCCACCUGAAUAUUUUGUUUAUGAUAUUGCCAUUAGCCAUACGGCUAAAGCACCGGCCCUGCUUUUUGGCUUUCAUCUACAUUGCAAUCUCUUCAAUGCUCAAAUCCUAUCCGUCAGUUGGAGAUUCAGCUCUAUACCUGGGUUUGUUGGGUUUGUUUCUUGAUGAAUUAGCAGAUAUGAAGUUCUCUUUCUUCCUCUUAUGUGGAUAUAUUGGAGUGUCCCUUCUUAGCCCUGUGAUGCACAAUCUAUGGAUUUGGAGGGGGACAGGCAAUGCAAACUUCUACUAUGCAACUGGUAUGGCAUAUGCAUGCUUGCAGAUUAUUUUGGUGGUUGAGAGUGUAAGCGCUGUGCUCAACCAUGACAGGAAGCUUAGAAAGUUAUCUGUGACAAAGCUUCGAGAUGGGAACUCUUAAGUGCUUAUUGCAACGAGGCAUGAUCCUUUCCAUGCAGCAUCUCCUUUGCAGUUCAGAGUUUCAAGCGUAAAAGACUUCCAAGGCAACGUCUUUUCUUGGUUUGCCUAUUGCACAUGCACAGUUGACGGGCUUGAUUUUUGUGAAUGGAAGAUUAACACGCUCUAUUACAUCUCAUAUUUGGUAAGUUACAAAACUUAUUAGAUGCAACUCUACAGGAUUGUUAUCCAACUACAGAUUACAGAGUCGCAUUAUCCGCUGUACAUCUGGAUACCUUUUCAUUCUGCAAAAUAUAGAAGAAUCGUUGGAUUAUGCACUGUGGUGCAAUUUAUUUUAAUGGCCAAACUGCAAUUUCUAAA
This is a messenger RNA of Populus nigra (black poplar), 1884 nucleotides long. RefSeq lists its product as uncharacterized. Lineage: Eukaryota; Viridiplantae; Streptophyta; Magnoliopsida; Malpighiales; Salicaceae. Gene Ontology annotation, cellular component: membrane; GPI-anchor transamidase complex. The transcript is spliced from 14 exons. Bases 128 to 1528 code for a protein of 466 amino acids. The record is from RefSeq and is a predicted model, not a curated record. Gene Ontology annotation, biological process: attachment of GPI anchor to protein; protein localization to cell surface.